Messenger RNA from Molossus molossus (Pallas's mastiff bat), 780 nucleotides. RefSeq lists its product as uncharacterized. Bases 1 to 780 code for a protein of 259 amino acids. The record is from RefSeq and is a predicted model, not a curated record. The transcript is spliced from 5 exons. NCBI's taxonomy places the organism in Eukaryota, Metazoa, Chordata, Mammalia, Chiroptera, Molossidae.
AUGUACCCCACGCAGGUUCGGCGGCUCUUUCCCUUCCCUGAGACUGGAGACAGCCCAGUAGCUGGGGCUGGGCCUGACAAAGCCGGAUUGAAGCGGAGACAGAGUACGGUUUCAAAGCAGUCAGAAAAAGAACGGGAAUGCUGUUCAGGAAAUUCUUCAGGCAUGGGCAGGGACUUGGCUGCAGUUCCGCAGCUGGAAAAUCUGACUGGGGCGGCUUCUGAGCGCGGGCUGGGCCUGCUCACACUCCGCAGGCCGCCGCCUGCACAGCCUGGCUCGCUCGGACCCGCGCCCUCCGCGGCUUCGGGAAGCAGACGAGAUGCCUCAGGAACAGUACACGCACCACCGGAGCGCCAUGCCCAGCUCCGAGGGGCCGCAGGUGUACAAAGUGGGGAUUUACGGCUGGCGGAAAAGAUGCCUGUAUUUCUUUGUCCUGCUCCUGAUGAUUUUAAUACUGGUGAACUUGGCCAUGACCAUCUGGAUUCUCAAAGUCAUGAACUUCACAAUCGAAACCUGUGCUCAGUGCAGUCUCUUACCUUCCUGCUAAAUACAGAGAACACGGCUGAGAUCGCCACGCCUGGUGGUUACUUUAAGCAGGAUGCCAAGCUCAUCAAACAGGCAGACCUCAUGCAACACCAGACUGUACAAAAGGUAUGGCCCAAUGGGAUUUAUGUUGUGUGGUACCUUCACGCUGUGAUCUAUUUGAAUGGCAUGAUCUACCGGGACACCAUAUGUGAUCUAAUGCGAUCAGAAGAGGUGGCCGAGAGCAUCGACGAUGAGUAG